CCCACGAAGUUGAGACGGCGAAGCGUUUUCGCUGUGAGCUUCCUGGGCUGUGCGGCUGUGACCCGUCAUCGCUCGAACGAAGAACCAAUGGCGACGGAGGAAGUUGCCGUCGAGAUCGUCGACGUCGACCGGUACGACGUGUCGGCGUCGCGCUUCGCCCAGAUCGCCGCCGGGGGGAACACCAAGUUCAGCGCCAUCUCCGUCGAGCAGUACACCGAGGACAGAGAGCUCUACGAAGCGAUCGUCGCUUCUCUCCCCCAAACCGGGCCCAAAAGCCUCAACGAGGACGAGGACGGCGACGAUGUGCGAGUCCUGGACUCCUUUCCCACCGGGACUCGGCCAUCGUCUUCGCGAAAGCGAAAGAAGCCCUACGGUGGCUCCUCGGUCACCGAACCAGGUGAGGCGUCGAUUUCCAAGCCCGAUCCUUCGUUUGUCUGUGAAAUUUGCGUCGAGACGAGGGCGAGUGGUGACCUGUUUCGGAUUAAGGGCUGUAGUCACGCAUAUUGCAACGAUUGCGUCACUAAAUACGUGGCUUCAAAGCUUCAGGACAACGUGACGCGCAUAGACUGCCCUGUCUCGGGCUGCGCCGGGGUGCUGGAGCCGGAGUAUUGUAGGUCGAUACUCCCUCCCGAGGUGUUCGAUCGUUGGGGCAAUGCGUUGUGCGAGGCUCUGAUUCCGGAGGCGGAGAGGUUUUAUUGCCCGUUUAGGGAUUGCUCGGCGUUGUUGAUCCAUGACGGAGACGCGGAGGUGAGGGAAUCGGAGUGUCCGAAUUGCCGGAGAUCAUUCUGUGCACAGUGUAGAGUGCCGUGGCAUGCAGGGGUGGAGUGUCACGUGUUUCAGGGGUUGAACGAGGGGGAGAGAGGGAGGGAGGACAUAAUGUUGAUGAAGCUGGCGGAGGAGAAGCAUUGGAGGAGGUGCCCCAAGUGCAGUUUCUAUGUUCAGAAGAUUGAUGGUUGCCCUUUUGUGAAGUGCAGGUGCGGAGUUGAAUUCUGCUACCGAUGUGGAUCCCAGGCAGUAAGAUCGCAUUACUGUCCAAAAUGUCGGGGUUGAACCCUCUCGGCCCGAUGUAAAUAAUCUCUCCUUUAAAGUCACAUUACUGUACGAACUGUCGGGGUUUAAUCCUUUUGGCCCCAUGUGCAUACUCUCUUCUUUAGGCUAUUGCAGCACA
Molecule: messenger RNA, 1168 nt
Organism: Rhodamnia argentea
Lineage: Eukaryota; Viridiplantae; Streptophyta; Magnoliopsida; Myrtales; Myrtaceae
Product: E3 ubiquitin-protein ligase RSL1
Exons: 2
Coding region: 88-1050 (320 amino acids)
Biological process (GO): ubiquitin-dependent protein catabolic process; positive regulation of proteasomal ubiquitin-dependent protein catabolic process; protein polyubiquitination
Cellular component (GO): ubiquitin ligase complex; cytoplasm
Molecular function (GO): zinc ion binding; ubiquitin protein ligase activity; ubiquitin conjugating enzyme binding
Source: RefSeq, a predicted model, not a curated record